Messenger RNA from Pseudomyrmex gracilis, 2975 nucleotides. RefSeq names its product iduronate 2-sulfatase (gene Ids). The transcript is spliced from 8 exons. The record is from RefSeq and is a predicted model, not a curated record. Bases 1183 to 2958 code for a protein of 591 amino acids. Gene Ontology annotation, molecular function: iduronate-2-sulfatase activity. NCBI's taxonomy places the organism in Eukaryota, Metazoa, Arthropoda, Insecta, Hymenoptera, Formicidae.
GCAUCGCGCAGAGGGGCGCAGAGGGCGGAGACGCGGGAAAUCGGGGUCGCGAUCGAGGCGGCCGUUCUCGAUUGUUGAGGCUUGUCGACGCGCUCGACGAGCGAUUCUUUCCUCGUGUUUCUCCACGAAUUCCCGUCAGGACGUGGAUGUUAUAAUUUAGAUUCGCAACCUGUUAUUAUGUACUCCUUAGAGUCACUUCCCCGUUCACGUAUAUACUCUCACUAACACACUAUCAUUUGUCUCAUUCCAAAGUUACAAUGCGCGAGAGAGGGUAGCUCGCGCGCGAUGAAAACGUGAAAAACACAUUUUGCAUGCGCAUGUGCAAGCUUGAACACAGCAAAAAGUUGGAUCUCAAUGAGAUGUCUACAGCACCACGAAAGGACUUCUGUAUCGAGCAUCUAUUGUGUGUGUGUGUGUGUGUGUGUGUCCUAUUCUUCCCCCCUUAUAUACCUGCUCUUCAAAAUACGUAACACGCAUCAAAAAAUAAAAUUGGGAAAAUAUAUAAAUAUGUUCUCUCUCUUCUCUUUUUGUGUGUAAAUAAUGGUUUAGAAAAAAUUUUAUUAAUUAAAUAAAUAAGCGUUUAUAAGAGAUUUAUGCUUAGAUAUUAGUAGAAAUGUAUUUUUUUUUUCAUAGAGUUGUAUUUGUCUAAACAAAUUAUUUAUGUUCGCGCGAACGUUAUUCAAUAAUCGGUUGUGUAACGUUCCGUGCAAAUCCAUGACGUAUCAGAAAUUAUGUGUGCAGCUAGUUAUAUUGCUGACGCAAAUGACACAACAGCAAACUACAAUGCACAGCUGAGUGAUGGACAGGGAACGAGAGAGAAAGAAGAAUUCUGUCGAGAGCUGUCAAAUCGCUAGCAAUCGCCAGCUGAUUCAUGAUCACGUGAUCAGCUGAUCUUCCGCGCGCUAAAUUUAAAUAAGCCACACCGCUUAUUCUCUUACCUCUUAUACUGUUCGUCAGAAAUCGUUCGUUGAUACACCCAGUAGAAUUGGAUUGCAACUCAAGCACGUUUUUCCAUCAUUUAUAUAUUUCAUAUUUCAUAAACUCGAUUGCAGAAACAUCAAGACUCGAGACAAGAGAUAUGUGAGAUAUUUGAAAAAAAAACUGCGCAACACUUUCUAAUGCGACAUUGAGUGCAUUUUUUUUCUCCCUCUAAACUGCAUAUAUUAAGCAGUCGGACGCACGAUGUUUACCGUGACCUGCUUCAAUUUAAUCGCGACUGCGUUGAUGGCAUUCGGCGUAACCGCGCGUCCGAACUUCUUGCUGAUCGUUGUCGACGAUCUGAGAACCACCUUGGGUUGUUACGGCGAUGUAAACGCGUACACGCCUCACAUAGACGCCCUGGCGAAGGACGGUGUUCUUUUUAACGAAGCGUUCGCUCAGCAAGCGUUGUGCGCGCCAAGCAGAAAUUCCUUCCUGACGAGCAGAAGACCGGACACUCUUCGGCUCUACGACUUCUACAGUUAUUGGCGCGAUACGGUCGGAAAUUACACCACGUUACCGGAGCACUUGAGAAACAACGGAUACAGCACGAUGUCCGUAGGAAAAGUUUUUCAUCCAGGCGUGAGUUCGAACGGAUCCGACGACAGUCCCUACUCGUGGACCGAGAAGCCUUUUCAUCCGUACACGGAUCGGUACAAAAACGCUCCCGUGUGCAAAACGAAUCCGCAAUCCGAAGCAGCGACGAAUCUUAUGUGUCCGGUACAUAUUUCGAACAUGCCAAACGAAACACUGCCCGAUAUCGAGACGUUACAAAAAGCCAGAGAAUUCAUACGCAAGCACAACAAGGAUUCUAAUCCCUUUUUUUUGGCCGUCGGCUUUCAGAAGCCUCAUGUGCCGCUGAAGUAUCCUGAACGCUAUCUGAAAUAUCAUCCAAUACGGAAGUUCAAGAUGCCCGAGCCGUACCGGUGGCCAGACAAUGUAAGCGAGGUCGCUUACAAUCCCUGGACUGAUCUACGAUGGCGGAGAGAUGUGGCAAACUUGAGACUGAAAUUUCCGUGGGAGAGAAUACCAGAACAGUUCGGCAAGCUAAUUGUCCAAUCGUAUUACGCAGCUGUGUCUUACAUCGACAACAUGAUCGGCAAGCUCGUGCAUCAGCUACAUCUCUCGAUGAUACGUGAGAACACCGUUGUAAUACUAACGUCCGAUCAUGGUUGGGCACUUGGAGAGCACGCCACUUGGUCCAAAUUUAGUAACUUUGACGUUGCCGUGCACGUACCUUUGAUAAUAUCGAUUCCGACGCUCACGUUCGAUAUCAAUCGUACUACAAAACGUAACGCGAACCAUAUGACGCUGGAUAGUGAGGAGAACGAUAUUAUUUUAGAAAACAUCAACGAGUACAAAGAAAGUAUCUUGGAAACAUAUGUUCAACAAAAAUGCGAUAAAUCACAGUCUUUGAGAUGGGGUACUUGUCGAACUACGAAUGCUAUUGCGGAACUUGUCGAUGUGUUUCCGACAAUUGCGGAUCUGGCAGGUGUUCCUAUACCGUUGUGCCAAACGUCGAAUGUCAAUAAUAAAUAUCAUCGUUCAAGAGACGACGAUUUUGCAUAUCACAAGAAAACGCCCGAUCUUUGCAGCGAAGGUAUCACGCUCUUACCACUUAUAAAGAAUAUAGUAAGAUGUCAGAGCAUACCGUGGAAGAAGGCGGCAUUCAGUCAGUACCCGAGACCUGGAAUCCAACCCACCCUUCAUCCCAACAGCGAUAAGCCCCGUUUAAAAGAAAUAAACGUAAUGGGAUACACUCUGAAAACCAGCAAGUAUCGUUAUACGAUGUGGGUGCCGUUUGCGCACAACACGUGCAAGCCAAAUUGGAACGUCACUAUAGCAGAGGAACUGUACGAUCACAGAACCGACAGAGCGGAGAAUUUUAACGUGGCAGAUUUGCCGAAUAUGUCAAAAGCAAAGAAAUAUCUCAGAAUUUUGUUACAAAAUGGAUGGAGAAGUGCUCUUCCAAGAUACUGAACCUUAACGCGAUAUAA